UUAUUCAUCCAUUUGUAUUUCUCUCUCCAUUCUUAUAAUUAUAUUGCAGAGUUAAUAGCAAUAUCAUGGCUCUCACCCGUCUCUGCUUGGCAUUCUCAUUGCUUCUACUGUCAUUGCUAGUCAUUGCUUCCGCUGGUGAUUAUAGUAAUGAUGAUUCAUCUAAAUAUGGUUUCGAUGGAAUGCCAGCUGACAGCCCUCAAGCAAAGCCAGAAGAAGAAGAAGAGCCUACAAAGCCAGACUAUUACAAGCCCAAGCCGGUGGACAAAGAAGAGCCUGAUUAUGGUAGUAAACCCGAGGUCGUUAAACCAAAGCCAGAAGGAAAAGAAAAGCCUAAUUAUGGCACAAAACAAGACAUCUACAAGCCAAAACCAGAAGAAAAGGAAAAGCCUGAGUAUGGCAGAAAACCAUACGUUGCUAAACCGAAGCCAGAAGGAGAAGAGAAGCCUUACUAUGGCACAAAACCAGACAACUACAAGGCGAAGCCAGAGGAAAAGUCUGGGUAUGGAGGAGAAAAAAAGCCUGAUUAUGGCAAAAAGGGAUACCUCUACAAACCAAAGACAGAAGAAAAGGAAAAGCCUGAGUAUGGCAGAAAAUCAUACGUUGUUAAACCAAAGCCAGAAGGAGAAGAAAAGCCUUACUAUGACACAAAACCAGAGUUCAAUGAAACAAAGUCGGAAGAAAAGGAAAAUCUUCUCUUCGUUGGUGUUCAAGGGCUUGUUUUAUGUAAAUCAAGUUCCAAGUAUUAUCCAAUUCAAGGGGCUUUAGCAAAGAUAACAUGUAAAGCUGUUGAUAAGGGCGGGCUCGAAAAAACCCUCUCCAUUUGCAGCGGAGCAACUGAUGCAAAGGGUUACUUCUUUGCCACAUUGUCUCAUUCAGAUCUCGUAGAUAAGUUGAAGGUUAAAGAUUGCAAGGCGUAUCUCGAGAGCUCUCCAUUGAAGACCUGUAAUAUUCCCACGAAUGACAACAAAGGGAUUGAUGGUGCUCCUCUUUCUAAUUUCCGUGUUCUAAAUAAGAAGAUGAAUUUGUACUCCGUGGGGCCUUUCUUCUACACCUCCGUAGCUAAAUCAGCCACUAAUGGUUACUAAAAUUGAAUUAAUUCUUCAUGACUAAACAAUCCAUUUUAAUACCCCCUUCCCCCCAUUUUUAUCUUUUAUUUUGAAGUUGAGAAGGCAACUUAAGUUGGUUCUUUUCUGUUUCUCUUUUUUGGGUCUGAUUUUCGUUGUUUAAUGAUUAUUUUAUUGGCUAGCUGGACUUGCAGCCUCUGCCAGAGAUUUGUAAUGAACUUUGCUCUAUUAAUAAAGCUUUGAAUAUGAUUAUUUUUCU
Messenger RNA from Theobroma cacao (cacao), 1323 nucleotides. RefSeq lists its product as uncharacterized. Gene Ontology annotation, biological process: response to ethylene. Gene Ontology annotation, cellular component: cell periphery. Lineage: Eukaryota; Viridiplantae; Streptophyta; Magnoliopsida; Malvales; Malvaceae. The record is from RefSeq and is a predicted model, not a curated record.